UCGGAGUAGCAGAAAGUUCGGUCGGAUGGAAAUGCUUUCAACCGAGAGCCGGCCGAACCAAAGUACGAAAUGUCACAUAUAGGACGUGCUCUUGGAAAUUCCAGGUAGGAUAGCGAGAAAGAGUUAAUAUUAGAAUUCUAAAAUAUCCAGCCGUUGGUAUGCUAUGGAUGGACAAGAAGAGCCUGCGCAUCACUGAAAAGUCGGAACUGUCACUCGAUUUGCUCUGCUGUCUCUCGUUAACAUUGUAGGUUUAUCUGUUGCGAGACCUGGCGGCCAAGCAGCCUGGUCAUUAUAGCUGGCACUCUUUUAUAUAGCAGACAAUGAACAGAGUUGAGGGUAGCGGGCAUUUCUGGAUUUUUUUCUAGUUUUAAAGGUGCCUCUAGUUUUGAAGAUGCUGUGAGACUCACACCAUAUCCCAGAGCAAGGAAAUAUCGUCUUCCGUAUUUGUGCUAUCCGGCCCUCCACGGGAGGACAGAUAGGGCAGAGGUGACUUGAGGUCAGUAUCGUCAUGGGCGAAGUCUUGUGACAACUCACUCGAUUAUGGCUUUCGGGACCAAACGAUCCGCUAGAUAGAUCCCCGAUUUUUGGACAAAUGAACAGGUUUGGUGGCUUUCUUGCCACGACGCACGUUCGUCUGACCACCCAAACGGUGGCCAUUUCUAGGCUCAAUGUUCGAUAAGUGAAAGAGGAUCUCCUGAUCGGCCACCAGGAGGACUGCAAAGAACAAACCCUCUUAUGGUGGUGGAGAUUCGAUUGCCAUAAACUCUGCGCAGGGUCUCUCCUGUGUAAUACGAAGUAUUCACAUUUCCUUUAAACAGUCACUCAUCAUGCCCUUCUUAUCCUACAGGCACGCAGUCCAGCUGCGACAUGAACUCAAGGAUACACGUGCGACGGUCGUUACUCCUGAGGAGGAAGACUUCCCUGAGCUUAUUGGCCGGUGGAGCGAUACCUGCGAGAAAGAAGCUGGCGCGGUCGUGAUGGUCACCUCGUCCCACGAGGUCGCGCUAGUCGUCGCCUUCGCGAGCCGCCACUACAUCCCUAUUGUGGUCCAGGGAGGCGGCUACAACACAAGCGGUGCGUCCUCGACCCACGGGGGAAUCGUCAUCAACCUAUCCGCGAUGCACGAUGUCUUGGUCGAUCCAGCAUCGGCAACGGUAGCUGUCCAGGGAGGUGCAACCUGGGCAGAGGUCGACCAGGCGGCCGAGCGCGAGGGGCUAGCCGUUGUCGGCUGCACAACGAGCGCUGCGGGCGUCGGAGGCACGACGCUGGGCGGCGGCUUCGGCUGGCUCACUGGGCGCUACGGUCUGGUCAUCGACAAUCUGGUCAGUGUUAAGAUGGUGCUGGCUGACGGCCGCGUCGUGACUGCAUCCGUGGCCGAGCAUCCGGACCUCUUCUGGGCGGUACGGGGCGCCGGCCAGAGUUUUGGUGUGGCCACUGAGUUCGUCCUGCUCGCGCACCGCCAACGCUCACCCGUCUUCGGCGGCCUGCUUUACUUUCCCGCUGACCAGCUGCCUGCCGUGAUCGAAUUUGCGAACCAGUUCGAUGAGCGGGCAACGGGCGACGAGGGUUUAUUUUUCGGUUUCACCACGCGGCCGCCCGACCUGCUGUCAACGGUAAUUGUCGCUUUGCUGUUUUACAACGGUCCGCGCGUCGCUGCCGAGGCCUUCUUUGCGCCGCUGCUGGCCCUGGGCCCGAUCCAGAACGAGACGUGCGAGAUGCCGUACCCGAGGAUGAACACCAUUCUUGGGCCACUGGCCGCCCGCGGGGCCCGCAAGCGCCUGGGCGGCACAACGGUCAGGCUGCCACUCGAUCCCCAGAUCGUGCAUGAGGUCUACGAAGAAUUUGACCGAAUCAUGCGAUCCUACCCGCGCGUCGAAGGCAGCGUGGUGGUCUUUGAGUUGCUGCCGUACGCGCGCGUAAGCCAAGUGCCACUCGACGCGACGGCGUAUGCCAACCGGGGUCCAUACCACAACGUGGCGAUCAUCCUCCGUUGGCAUGACCCGGAACUGGACGCCAAGAUGGCAAACCUGGAGCGGGCACUACUGCGCAAGAUCCGAGAGCGCAGCGGAGUCGCCAGCAUUGCAGGACACGGGGUGGGCAUCUAUGCUAACUACGCUGGACACGAAGCUAAUGCCCAAGAACUGUUUGGAGACAAUCUGCCGCGCCUACAGAAGCUGAAGAAGCAGUACGAUCCGAAAAACAUGUUUCAAAAGUGGCACAACCUCCUCACUCCCACAAGCCCACGGUGAUCUGUUGAUCUGUUGAUCUGUUGAUCUGUUCUGUGACUCUUUAUUCCUGGUUUCUGGAGACUCCAAGCCUCCACGAUAAGUAGCCUAUCCUCCCAUAGACCCAUUGUCCCCUUACGCACAUCACGUGUUGCAUGGGAGGGUCAAAUAUCUUAAGUACACACCUUGAUCUAAUUUUGCAGAUGUGUGAGGAUCACCGUUAUUUGGUCUCUGGCUUCGACAACUCGAUCCUUCAACGAUAAAAAUCAGCUCACGGGUUGCACACAUUCCAAGCCGGACCUUGAUUUUCUCCCCACCUCAGCAGGAUUUGGAAUUAACAACGCCAUUUUAUAGUAUUAUGGCUAUUAGUGCUCUGGAACCUUGUUUUGUCUUAUUCCACCACCUCUCAACUAAUCGGCGUUUAGCUAUCUGCCUCAGGGGGUACUCCAAUACUUAGUGGCAUCGGAGAUUGAGCCACUCGAGAGGUGUUUGGAAUCCUGAUAUAGCAAUAUCGAAUGAAGUUCAACUGUGAACAACCGCCCUCAAUGUUGCCCUCUCUGCGGGGGUUUAUCCUAGGAGCUUCAAAUGGCCAAAUACAGUCAGCGUUCAAAAGUAUUUUGAACACGCAACAUGCCCCACUUACUUUUAUGCUGAUUAAACCACCUAAUUCAUUCAAUAUUUCGAUAGCUAGUAUGCCAUCUUUUGUAUCUAAUGACCUCCUCCACACGAUGAGGUUUUCAUUUAGCUAGAUUAACAAAGUGGCGAAUACU
Penicillium brasilianum is the source of this 2995-nucleotide messenger RNA. NCBI's taxonomy places the organism in Eukaryota, Fungi, Ascomycota, Eurotiomycetes, Eurotiales, Aspergillaceae. The record is from the annotation of a GenBank genome assembly.